AUGGAGUCACUGGGUGAGGUGUCCGGAGUUUCCUUUACGUGCCCUAUUUGUCAGAAGGCGUUCAGUAUUCGCUCCUCGUUUGGAAGGCAUUCGCGGCAAUGUCUUGAACGAGAAAUCUCACGCCCGAGACGGAAGUCGUGCUUGCAGUGCUCUAAAAGAAAGCUCGGUUGUGACCGAAAGCAUCCUACGUGUUCUAGAUGCACUUCUCAGGGCAGUGCUUGUGAAUAUGUUACCACUGGCCGCACCUCGUCAACGGAUAGAACACCUGUUGUUCCGCCCCUUCGGAUCACACCUCCAUCCUCGGACUUCGAGCGCGAAGACAGUGUUGCGACCACACUCGGGGCAGAAGAUCCAGUUACUUCGUGCGAAUUGACCCGGGCUACAACCCCAUCUCGAUGCACUGGUCAAGCAAGCCAGCAAGUGCGUGAGCCUCCAUCACAAUUCGACUCUGCAAUCACUCACCUUUCUCGAAUCUUUCGAACAUAUCCGCGAAUGCUUGGAGCCUGCGAUAGACUGCCGCCUUUUAUUCACAGAUCACAGAUAAUGACUUCGAAUCCUGCGAUGCCGCUUUCUAACUGCCUCGCGUUAUGUCGAAUGUGGGCAAAUAACUCGCCAGUGGAAACUGGAGGUGACUUCGUGAAAGUUUCAAUGAAGACAGAACUAUCAAGACUACUAAAUGAGUACCAGGAAUACGAUGGUGUAACUUUGGUUGCCGCCUUUCAGGCCGCCAUCAUCUACGCUAUUGCGCUGCUUUUUCCUGCACCACACCAGCCUCCAUGCAGAAUGUUUGACCUCUCAACCCUGGCAGCUCUGAAAGAGUUUGGGCAGCACAUAAGGUCCGGAGUCGGCAUGAUGCCUGAGGAGGUCUCUCACACUCGUCCACCCUGGCAGCAAUGGCUGCAGGUUUCUUGCAAGCGAAGGUCGUUGGUCUGUCUCUACUGCUUCGAGUGGAUGAAUGCGAUUUUGAAUAACUUCCAGAGCUUCCCCUGCAGCCACGCGGAUUUCAUGCCAGCCCCAGCGGGCAAGGUGCUUUGGGAAAUUACUGCGCAAGAGAAGUGGGAGGUCGUUUAUGAUCGAUGGUUAGGAAGAUGGGCUGGUCUGGAUGUGUACACUUUAGGCGAUCUCGAAAAUAUGCCGCCGGGGCCGACAUUGGACCUACGCUCAGAAUUGUGGUUAGAAGAGGCUGACGAUCUGGGUAUAUUGUUGAUGACGAUGGGUCCGUGA
Molecule: messenger RNA, 1224 nt
Organism: Clonostachys solani
Lineage: Eukaryota; Fungi; Ascomycota; Sordariomycetes; Hypocreales; Bionectriaceae
Source: the annotation of a GenBank genome assembly